GAAUCGUCAACACGCAGCUGGCUGGCGUCCCACGCUUCUCCUCAACUUCGGGAAGCACUUGAACUAGAAAACGCUCGGGUUGUUCUUCUGGUUGAGAGUCCAACUGCCAUGCCGCACUGCCGAGUUGCUUUGGCAGGGCGUGUCUUCAAAAGCGACGUGUAUCAUUCGAUUUAUGUAGGUCGCACGUUUGGGGUUUUCGUUAACAGUGAAGUCAACCCCAACUAUCAAAGCCCCAAUUUCAAUUGUUCGGGUCCCCUCAGCAGGAAACAUGUUGCUAAGCGACCGAGUAGCGGGGGAUUCGCUUGUUUUUUUGACAACUCUGAUCCAUUCACUUAAUCCCUACCGCCGCGCUGCUGCGAUAACAAGACAGAGCCAUUUUGGCCUACUUACGGCACAGAGGAGCGGAUGAACACAGAUGGUAAGAAUCUUAUCAUCGCUGCACUACUGCUUUGGUCAUAGCAUCUUUCCGGUUGUGGUUUGUUUGCUCUGAGAGGUAUGUAGGUUUGGACGGGAAUGGCGCCUAUGAUCCAUGAUCGGGUACGUCUGGAUCAGGUCAGCAAUGGGUUUGUGCUGCUAUAUAC
Cantharellus anzutake is the source of this 581-nucleotide messenger RNA. RefSeq lists its product as uncharacterized. The transcript has 2 exons. Bases 109 to 336 code for a protein of 75 amino acids. NCBI's taxonomy places the organism in Eukaryota, Fungi, Basidiomycota, Agaricomycetes, Cantharellales, Hydnaceae. The record is from RefSeq and is a predicted model, not a curated record.